This is a messenger RNA of Gilbertella persicaria, 1397 nucleotides long. RefSeq lists its product as uncharacterized. The coding region runs from base 270 to 1301 and encodes 343 amino acids. The transcript has 5 exons. Lineage: Eukaryota; Fungi; Mucoromycota; Mucoromycetes; Mucorales; Choanephoraceae. Gene Ontology annotation, molecular function: protein binding; cysteine-type deubiquitinase activity. The record is from RefSeq and is a predicted model, not a curated record.
CAAUUUGCAAUUCAAACUCAAGACGCGUGUUAUUAUUAAUUCAUCCCCUUAUUUUUUUUUUGACGAAGCUAUAAGAUCAUAGCCAUUUAGAGAAGACGCUUUGACUUUGUUACUAUUCCAUACAGUGUCUCGAACAACCAUAGGCUGAGUACGAAUCGUCGUGACUAUCUCAGUUGAGCAACAAGCAAGACCCAAAAGGUUCAACGAGGGCGGAAAACAAGUUUUUAUUUUUUUCUUUUUCCUUCUUUAUUGUUACGCAAACAAAGACUAUGUUUAAUAACAAGGCUAGCAUAGAGAACCUUACAGCAGAAGUAUUGAUUCAUAUCACUCGUUAUUUGCCUCUCGAGACUAUUUUACAAUUUUCUUUGACUUGCAAAACAUUUAGUCACCUUAUAAAGGACGAAUUGGUGUUUCGACAACUCGCAGAACGCGACUUUUCCGUGUCUGAUAAAACAACUGAACAGAGCUGGUUAAACUACUAUAAAGAAUUGAAGCAGAAGCCAAUCAUGAAGAGAGAACUAAAAUUAGAACACGUAACAACCAUCAAUGCAACAACAACAAAAGAAGGUGCUUGUCCUCACUUGGAGCCAUUUUCUGAGCCUGUUUGUGAUAUAAAGCGUAUUAUUUAUAAAGGCGAACAUAUUGAUACAUGCGACAUUUGUCAUUCUCAGCCUGCUCAAUAUUUGAAUAUGUAUAUUGAUAAUCAUAACGGAGCAUGUCUUGCUUGUCUAAAACAAACAGUGGUGGAUGAAAACCAUUACCCUAUCCAAUUAAAAUUAGAAACCGGUCAUUUGUAUUGCUUUCAAUGUCCAGAACAUCCUCGCAAGCUCACUCAAGAAAGGGAUGGUGAUCAUAUCAGUCAGUAUUUGGAUGCCAUUCAUUCAGAAGAAGCCUAUAGGGAUUUAGACAAAAGACGUAAAAUCGAACAAAACCUCUAUAUCCAAGAAUUAAGAAGAGAAGACAUGUCAUUGAAGCAUUAUUUGGUAGAGAAGCAAUGGGGUAGAACAUGGAUGCUGUUUAGAACACGUGAAGGAUCUCCCUUACCAGCUCGCAUCACGAAUAAUAAAUUAGCACGUACAAAUGGUACACUGGAUCCCAACAUUCGAUUACCUAUGGAUAAAUACCGCCCAUCUCCUGAAACACACGGUGAUAUUGUAAGUGAGAAACUUUGGCGUUAUUUGGAGAAAGCAUAUGGUGUUCAAGGCAGAGCAUACAGUGAAGACGAUAUUGUUGCACCUGAAUAUGCUCGAUUAAGGGUGUAUGUAGACGAUUAUAAAAAGAGUAUUCAUCUUUACCCAUAAGAGAAAUAAAACACUAUUUUUAUUAUUCACAGAGAAAUAUAGUCUACAGUAUUUCUACUUGGAAUUCAGACAAUGUUAGUUUUUUUCUGGACGAAU